Thamnophis sirtalis is the source of this 750-nucleotide messenger RNA. The record is from RefSeq and is a predicted model, not a curated record. NCBI's taxonomy places the organism in Eukaryota, Metazoa, Chordata, Lepidosauria, Squamata, Natricidae.
AUCGGCGUCCUCUGGUUCCUUUCGUUCAUCAUCGGCCUGACGCCGCUGAUUGGUUGGAACAAUAUGGGUCAGAACUGCAACGAGACACAGACCCCCUGCCUGGUGACCUGCCUCUUCGAGAACGUGGUGCCCAUGACCUACAUGGUCUACUUCAACUUCUUUGGCUGCGUCCUCCUGCCGCUCUUCAUCAUGCUCUGCAUCUACAUCAAGAUCUUCGUCGUCGCCUGCAAACAGCUGCGGCAGAUCGAGCUGGUGGGCAACUGCCGGAUGACGUUGCAGAAGGAGGUCAACGCCGCCAAGUCGCUGGCCAUCAUCGUGGGCCUGUUUGCCCUCUGCUGGCUGCCGCUGCACAUCCUCAACUGCCUGACUCUCUUCUACCCGACGUUCAAGGAGAGCAAGCCCGGCUGGAGCAUGUAUUUAACCAUCAUCCUCUCCCACACCAACUCGGUGGUCAACCCCAUGAUUUACGCCUACCGCAUCCGGGACUUCCGGUACACUUUCCGGAAGAUCCUGAUGCGCUACGUCCUGUGUAAGGACGAGGAUUUUCCCAAGUACCCCAAAGGGAGCACCUGCGGCGGCAGCAGCCAUCACCUGGCGGUAAAUAACCUGAACACGUCGCCGACCUACGUUUGAGGUCAGCGGGAAAGCCAGGAGGACUUUGAUCUGUCCCUUAUUCGGGGCAGGACACAGGGGACCCCCAUUCAGCGUGACGCUGCUGCCAGGAGAUUCACAAUAAGCUCAAAGGACCUG